This is a messenger RNA of Lampris incognitus (smalleye Pacific opah), 3526 nucleotides long. RefSeq names its product potassium channel tetramerization domain containing 7 (gene kctd7). The record is from RefSeq and is a predicted model, not a curated record. NCBI's taxonomy places the organism in Eukaryota, Metazoa, Chordata, Actinopteri, Lampriformes, Lampridae. Gene Ontology annotation, biological process: protein homooligomerization. Gene Ontology annotation, molecular function: protein binding. The coding region runs from base 106 to 1131 and encodes 341 amino acids. The transcript has 4 exons.
GAUAAUAAACCCACCGACUUGACGCCGAAAACAACACCGGCGGACCGGCGUUUGGAUUAAAUUGUCACCCGGCUCCCCUCGCUUGCUUUUCGGUGUGUGGCGUGCAUGCAGCAGAAUGGAUCGGACGAGGGUCCAUCCAACGGCGAGCGCCAGUCUCCGUCUUUCCGCAUCGCCAGCCCGUUGCCAUCGGCCACUUCGCGGGUGAGGAGGUUCGUCCAGGAGAGACGGGCGCUACCUCUGCCUAGAGUGAUGGUGGUAUUCUCGGCCGCAAGUCAAACCGAGAAACCGGGCGGUGCAAUGUCGAGCUCCGACACCGCAGAGGAGGACUUCGGGAAGCCAGCACUCCCGGCUCCGAAUCUAAACCUGGGCAAGGCUCUCAGGUCGACCCUGGGCACACUUCAUGAGUUCCCAGAGGUCAUUCCUCUGAAUGUGGGGGGCACAUACUUCACCACCCGCCUGUCUACACUGAGGCGCUACGAUGACACCAUGUUGGCUGCCAUGUUCAGUGGACGUCAUUACAUCCCACGCGAUGCCGAGGGUCGCUUUUUCAUCGACCGGGAUGGGGCAUACUUCGGGGACAUUCUGAACUUUCUGCGAGAGGGUGAGCUACCUCACAGGGACCGUGUAAGGGCGGUACACAGAGAGGCCCAGUAUUAUGCUAUUGGACCCCUACUGGACAGCCUGGAAGACACUCAGCCUCUAACAGGAGAGAAAGUUCGCCAAUCCUUCCUCGAUCUGCUGCCAUACUAUAAAGACAAUCUAGAGCGCAUUAUGGAGAUUGCCAAGCUAAGAGCCAUGCAGAGGAAGGCGCGUUUUGCCAAGCUAAAGGUCUGUGUCUAUAAGGAGGAGAUGCCCAUCACACCAUAUGAGCGUCCACUUUUCAACUCUCUUCGCUUCGAGCGCACGGACAGUGAGGCCAAGCUCUUCGAACACCACUGCGAGGUGGACGUGUCCUUCGGCCCCUGGGAGGCAGUGGCAGAUGUUUAUGACCUGCUGCAUUGCAUUGUCAGUGACCUGGCUGAGCGUGGUAUUACUGCUGAACAGCAGUGCAUCGGUGUCUGUGACAAGCACCUUAUCAAUCAUUACUACUGCAAGAGGCCAAUCUAUGAGUUUAAGAUCACGUGGUGGUAAAGCUGGAGGGAAAUGGCCUUCUUUUUCAUCUCACAACUGCGGGGGAGUGGUUCACAAAGCAGAUGGAUGGAUGACCUGAAAUGAUGGCCUCUUUUCACCCUAUUCUAGGCUGAGACAGGAUGGGAUUCAAGACAAUUUCUCCAGACCUCUGGAGGCAAAGAGUCCUGAUCAUCCUAACGAUUAUUAAGCUUAAAGGUGCUAUGUGUAAUUCUACUUGAAGCCUGACCCGUACCGCUCAGUGAUAAGAAAAACAACAAUAAAUCAAAGCAAGCAAGACAAAUAAAUUCAAAUCGAAAGCCAGAGGAUGUGCAGAACGUUUGCCAACAUCUGCUAUCUUCCAAUGCCCUCAGUAGAUGUAAUUUAGCUGUUAGCUGCAUAGUUAUGAGUGUGAGCAAAGUAAUUUGAUGGUUUGGACAUCAAACAUGAACAAGUAGCUCAGCAGGCUCAGCUCUUGUGCUUUCUGACUGCAGAGAUCUUGGGAUUGGGGAGGACAUGAGUCCUUUACUUCGUAAGAAUCACUACCAUUCAGCACCCUCUGCUGAUAUUUACAAGUCAUCAUGUUUCUGGAAAGCCAAAAUAUUACACAUAGCACCUUUACAUUUAUUUUUCUUAUUCUUUUUAUGUGUAACAUGCAUUACUUCAUCCCAGUGAUUCUCGAGUGAUGGGUUAGGUUCCAGGAGCCAAAAUGAAUAGUAGCAUCAAACAUAAGUCUGAGUUUGUCCUGUUUGUAUCCCUACCUUAAAAAAAGUCAGGAUUUGUGGUUGAGGUCUUAUAAGCUGUUGUUUUAUUUAUUUGCUUAAGAAUGUUAUAGUCAAUUGGCAAAUGCUGUUGGUUGCUCACAUUAACCUCUGUCUCUCAUGGCACUGACAUACUAAUCCUCUAUAAUGUUUUUCCAUAAUCAGUGUUAAUUUGGUAGUUAGUUGUAUUUUUGUUAUGAAAGAAAGACUUCUCAACUUAACUGGAUAUAAUUAAGUAAGCUAGUGAGAGGUUUCUAAGACUAUAUGUCCAUAUGUAAAUAACUAUUUUUGGUACUAAUUGUGUCAUUUUGGCUUACACAUUAUUUCAUAUCAAUUUUUAUAGGUUAUGUUUGCUUAGAAGUAAUCCAGAAACAAAGAUAUCAUCAAGGUCAACCCACAGCUGAUGUCAAAUCAUUCUCAAAUUGAUUGAUUCAAUCCUUUAUCCAUGCACUGACUGUAUUAUAAUAGCUAAAGAUGAAUUUUAAAUGUAUUUUUAGGCUAUAAAUGAUUUUAUUGUAAAUAGCUCUAUUUUUUUUCUGUAAACAUCUGUAACCUGUUUUGACUCACAGUGAAGUCUGAAAGUUGCACAGAUUUAUUUAUCUGAUCCAAAUAGCUGCAAUUGCGUUGUUCUCAUCCGUUAUGCCAGAAUUACAGCAAUUCAAUUUAGUACACAGUCCACUGUGAAAGUGCAUGCAGCAUUAUUAAUACUUCACCAUUUGACAUAUUUAAAGUGAGGGUUUAUGAAUGACAACUUUACCAUUCGGUGUACACCAGAUCACAGUUGAUAGAAGAGAGAUCAUCUUACAAAUGAGUACAAAGCAUCUCACUUGAGUUGGUUUGAAUCUGACCAUUCCCUACACAUGACCACCGUUUAACAUGUUCUGCACAGCUCUGGGCUUUGAUGUAGAGAGAGAGCAAAGAUGGGAGCAAACGUUCUGAGCCUGUCUUAAUCAUGCAAAAAAGAAGCAGUAUAUAAUUUCCAAGGAAAAACCACACCCAACAUUUUGGUUGUAAAGCCAAAAGAUGUGUCUGGUGCUGAACUGGCACCCACAAAACACUAAUACCCUCUGCAAGGAGCAGUGAUGCCAGCAUCAUGCUGAGCUCUUUCUCUCUGGUAUGGACAACACUCUUGUCAUGAGACAGGGAAAUUUUGAUUAGCUGCAGAUACCAAGACACUAGGGAGCAAAAUCUCUCAAUAUAAAUAACACUAUCUUUUAAGAGCAAAUCUGAUUUUUACAAAUAGCAUAAUUGCUACCAUACUAAAUACAUUUGCUAAAAUAGUACUAAUGGUAGCGUUACUGGUCUGUGUUGUCCUGUUAUGACAGGAAAAAAGGGCCCUAAUGGUACAGUUCAAGUGAAGAUUCAGUCAAUCUACUGUAUAUCUUGUACAAAUUGCUUAAAGCCAAUGAAAAGGAAUGGAUAUAAACGGACACUUUAUAUUUUGAAAUGGUUCUUUAGGCAUUCUGUUAGAUUAAACAAGUUACACUACAAGAUAUGCAGUUGAAAAUACAGCGGUGACACUUAUGUGAUAGUUUUAAUUGCUCUUUUUGUAUUUCAGUUAUUUAUACUAUACUGGCCUCAUAGUAUUUAUAUUAAAAUAUACUUAAAAACAGUUUCUCUUGCUGCAUGUUAUUUUGUUUUUAUAGCAUUUUAGAAUA